This is a messenger RNA of Mesorhabditis spiculigera, 1062 nucleotides long. Lineage: Eukaryota; Metazoa; Nematoda; Chromadorea; Rhabditida; Rhabditidae. The record is from the annotation of a GenBank genome assembly.
AUGGGUUGCACCAUGUCACAGGAGGAGCGGGCCGCUCUCGAGCGGUCACGGAUGAUCGAGAAGAACCUGAAGGAGGACGGCAUGCAAGCGGCAAAGGACAUCAAGUUGUUGCUGCUCGGAGCCGGAGAGUCCGGAAAGUCCACCAUCGUCAAGCAGAUGAAGAUUAUCCACGAGUCCGGGUUCACCGCCGAGGACUACAAGCAGUACAAGCCGGUCGUCUACAGCAAUACCGUCCAGUCACUGGUCGCCAUCCUGCGCGCCAUGGCCAACCUUGGGGUCGCGUUCGGGACCACUGACCGAGAGGGUGACGCCAAGCUCGUAAUGGACGUUGUCGCAAGAAUGGAGGACACCGAGCCGUUUUCAGAGGAAUUAUUGUCUGCAAUGAAGCGGUUGUGGGCGGAUUCCGGGGUCCAAGAAUGCUUCUCCCGAUCCAAUGAAUAUCAGCUCAACGACUCAGCAAAAUAUUUCCUGGAUGACCUGGAGCGGUUGGGUGAAGCGUCAUACCAACCGACAGAGCAGGAUAUCCUCCGUACUCGUGUCAAGACGACGGGUAUCGUCGAAGUACACUUCACUUUCAAGAAUCUCAACUUCAAAUUGUUUGACGUGGGAGGCCAAAGGUCGGAGCGAAAGAAGUGGAUCCACUGCUUCGAAGACGUCACAGCCAUCAUUUUCUGCGUGGCCAUGAGCGAAUACGAUCAAGUACUCCAUGAAGAUGAGACCACGAAUCGAAUGCACGAGUCGCUGAAGCUGUUCGACUCGAUCUGCAACAAUAAGUGGUUCACGGACACGUCGAUCAUCCUUUUCCUCAACAAGAAGGAUCUCUUUGAGGAGAAGAUCAAGAAGAGCCCAUUAACUGUCUGUUUCCCUGAAUAUUCGGGACGGCAAGACUACCACGAGGCAUCUGCAUACAUUCAGGCACAAUUUGAGGCCAAGAACAAGUCGGCUAACAAGGAAAUCUACUGCCACAUGACGUGCGCGACAGACACGACAAACAUCCAGUUCGUCUUCGACGCCGUCACCGACGUGAUCAUUGCGAACAACCUGCGAGGUUGCGGGCUGUAC